Messenger RNA from Glarea lozoyensis ATCC 20868, 417 nucleotides. RefSeq lists its product as uncharacterized. The record is from RefSeq and is a predicted model, not a curated record. NCBI's taxonomy places the organism in Eukaryota, Fungi, Ascomycota, Leotiomycetes, Helotiales, Helotiaceae. The coding region runs from base 1 to 417 and encodes 138 amino acids. The transcript is spliced from 2 exons.
AUGCAGUUCUCCAAGUCCCUUCUCAUUGCCACAACGGCUCUUCUUUCUACCGCUGUCGCAGACAGUAUUUUUGCCAUCACAGGCACAGGCACUCUCUCCUCCACCUCCACAGAAGUCAAACUCCAAGUCCAGAACGGAAACGUAGGAGACGCACCUAAAUGCUCAGGAGGCUUGACCGGCAGAGCUGGGCUGCCAUUGAGCGGAAACAUCUUCUGUGCUGAUGGAUAUAGCUUGAGCUUCACAUGGUCAGACGCUGCUCAAGGUAUCGCUGCUACAUAUGCGACACCUACCUCACCAGCUUUCACUUAUAAUGUGCCCAAUCUGGGGUGCGAUGCUAGUGAUCCUAAGACUUGCAAUUUUGGGUUCACGAAUAUCUUUCCAAGCAAGAAGAUGGCGAGACGGAGUUUCCAGGCAUAG